Molecule: messenger RNA, 3779 nt
Organism: Xiphophorus couchianus (Monterrey platyfish)
Lineage: Eukaryota; Metazoa; Chordata; Actinopteri; Cyprinodontiformes; Poeciliidae
Gene: paqr7a
Product: progestin and adipoQ receptor family member VII, a
Exons: 4
Coding region: 387-1445 (352 amino acids)
Biological process (GO): response to steroid hormone
Cellular component (GO): plasma membrane
Molecular function (GO): steroid binding; nuclear steroid receptor activity
Source: RefSeq, a predicted model, not a curated record
GACUCAUUACUCACUGAGACGAAGUACGGUCCAGCAAAGUCCCGGAUGACUCCGGUGGAAGUGCAGAUUCCCAUGUGACCAAUGAAAGGAAACAGCCAUCUGGAUGAGAAACGGGGGGCGGAGGGAAGAAACCCACAGGGCAUGUCCAAGCUGAUUCGUCUCUUCAUGUGGAAUGCCAACCAUGACAACAAAAUGCACCAGUUUCCUAGCCACCAGAAAGGAAGGGAAACUUCCGGGAGGAGGUUGAAAGCAGCUUGGUGCACAAUUCUCACAUUAACGACCUAAUCUGUUGAAUGUCGUCUGUCUGCGGCUGGGCGAAGAAAAAGAGUCUGCUGCGGAAAUAAGGACAACAAGGGUCCACCCUUUUGUCGUCAGCACAGGCAGCCAUGGCGACCAUGGUGAUGGAAAGCAUUGGGCGAGUGUUCAUCAGCCGGCAGCAGAUCCGGCAGGUACCCCGACUGCUGACCAAGGCGGCGCCCUCCAUGCCCGGCACCGUCACAGACUCCGAGGUUCCUGCCUACUUCAGGGAACGCUACAUCUCCGCGGGUUACAGACCGCUCGAGCAGAGCUGGCGCUACUACUUCCUGUCCCUGUUCCAGCGCCAUAACGAGACCAUAAAUGUCUGGACUCACCUGCUUGCCUUUUUAUUGCUUCUAGUUAAGCUUCGCCAACUUGCAGACAUGGUGGACUUUGUCAAUGACCAUCAUUCGUGGCCCUUGCUCAUCCUCGUUCUGUCUUCCCUAACUUACUCAGGAUUCAGCGUAUUAGCUCACCUGCUGGGUGGAAAAUCUGAGCUGUGUCACUACUUGUUCUACUUUCUGGACUAUGUUGGGGUAGCGCAGUACCAGUACGGCAGUGCUGUGGUUCACUUUUACUAUGCAGUAGAUGAGACCAUGCACAGAAGCAUGCGAGGACUCUUCAUGCCUACUGCCACCAUCCUUAGCUGUCUGUCUUGUCUUGGAUGUUGCUAUGGGAAAUACUGCAACCAUACCCGACCUUGUUGGGUGCGUAAGGUGUGCCAGGUAGUCCCCUCAGCGCUGGCCUAUAUGUGGGAUAGCAGCCCCGUGGCUAAGAGACUCUUGCUUUGGUCCAACGAUGAUCUGGCGGUCGCCUACCACUUCGGUCAGGUGGCAUUCUUUCUCAGCUGCUCUUUCUUCUUCACCUUCCCCCUGCUGGAGCGCUACCUCCCUGGACGGUGUGAUUUUGUGGGCCAAAGUCACCAGGUGUUCCAUGUUUUGCUCUCUUGCUGCACUUUCUGUCAAAUCCAUGCUUCCUACUUGGACUAUGUGCACCGCGGGCAACUUUAUUUACGUCUGCAUGAAAGCGACGAUGCCGCUCUCUUUGUGGGAUUGUAUGUGCUCACACUGGUUGGAUGUGCACUGAUCACGGCCUUCAUGCUGAGGAAAGUUAAACAUGUUCUUGACUUCAAACUGAAGUUAAAAUAAAGAAGUAGUCAGCUUGGGAUCUUAGUGCCUUUCCUAACAGAAAACAACAUAUCUGGAGGGAUUUCCUUUUAUUAACAAACUGGACUAGGAUGGGGUUUUUUGUGUGUGCAUUUCUAUUGAGAUUUCUUUAACUUAUUACUGAAAUAAUAAUAUCACUGCCUCAUUACAUUGCCACUGCACUGUACUGCUAUAACUAAACAUAGGAACUGUGUAGCUGCCAUUGUUGAGUUUUUAGCUUGUUUAAUGCUCUGAAGGAAUGGUCCUAUUUGGGCAUAAUUUGGUGCACAUGCAGAAAAGCGAUGGGUGGCAUCACUAUCUAGUCACCAGAAUGUCUGUUCAAAACAGCAAUGGAAGGUCACCAGACACAGAGCAUGUAUCCUAGAACUAUUUGGGAGUGUUACAGGAUCAAAAUGGAGUCUAAUGGUCUUUUUCCACUAGCACUUUCUCAGCGAGACUCAACUCGGCUCUACUAGUAAUGGUUACAUGAUACCAACCCUUUUUUCAAUAGUUACUUUGCUGGGGAUGCUAAGCGUGUGGAGUCUUGCUGAAAACACAUCUGAAGACUGUUGCCCUCUGAUUGAAAGGUGGCGCACAUGAUCCGCACAAAAACCUUAGGCAGGAGGCCAAGUCGCAGGGGGUGGGAACGAUGCAAUUGGUCCGAGCUCCUGGCUUCAACACAAGUUCAAUGCAUCAACUGUAAACCUGUUAGCCUACAAUACACUGGGUGAAACCCUGGGGAGUCACUGGUUGUAUCACAAGAGUGAUUCCCUUCCACUAAUCAGACCCGCCAUUUGUAAAGACCCACAACGCCACUGAGCGUAGUUUAAGGAACUUUAAAGAAAUUGGCAACAUUGAAAACAACACCAUAGACUGUGAUUUAAGGUGCAGAUUGUUUUUCUGCUCAUGCUCUGUUGGUGUCACAUACAGAUCACGUCGUGCUACUUUUGGACUUUAAUACUCAGUAGUAAUGUUGAGUAGAUCCAAGCUGAGCCGAGUCAAGUCGAGCGUACCAGUGGAAAAGAGCUGAACAUUGGGUUGCAUAACACUGUUUGCAUGACUCGCCUAGUUUAAUCUCCUUCCAUGAGCAGAUGAAGGAGGAACGAAUGUUAAUCGUACAAUGCAACCACAAACCCUUUAUGUCACUUCUUUAAGCCACCAUCAUUUUUUUAAUGAUAUCCAAGGCAGCCUCUAACUAGUGACCUUCCUAUUCUUCUUCUUAAUGACUGAUGCUACUGUGCAACUGCCUGAUUACAUUUUGAUUCCAAUCAUGAUGCCACCCACUGUGCCUCUGGAGCCUACGGUGUUUGGACUGAAAUCAUUUCUAAACACAUCACUGGUAUGUGCACCAAAAUUAAGUCUUCAUAGACUAAUCCAGUUGGAUCCGUAGCUAUUUUUAGCAUAUUAAAUGUACAUUUUUUAGUUUUUUAUUUACAGUAGGAGACACUAUAUUUUCGUUUUUAUGAUGAUCAGUUUAAAUAUAGGGUAUGGUCAAAUGAUAGCAGAGAUGUGACAUUCCUCUUGAAAAAAAUGAAGCUGAAAAUAUAAAUAGUUUUGCUCUGAGAAGUUAAUGCUCUGUUUUGUGUCAGUCUUAAUAAGGCAGCACUGAUUGAAUGUUGCUUUUAAAAAGGCAUUUCCCCUGUUUUCCACAAAACGUCAUCAGACGAUGUGGGGUGGCCAAUCACUUGAAGCUUAAGGAUUUAAGCUCUCAUUGUUUUAUCGAUGUAGGUUUUAAAUUUCUGAAAUGGCACCUUAAAAUGUUUUCCACUGUCAAUCUGAGGUUUAUAUCCUGUUAUUUUUUUGUGAGUGUUUGUACGUUGUUCCAUGAAGAUCACGAUUUCAUAUCAUUUAGAUGGAAUUUUCUUUCUGCCAAUAUUGAAUGUAUUUUGUCACGGAGGGGAUGGUUGAGUCAUUUUGAAGUCAGAUCUGGUAAGAAGUUAAAAGGCUUAUAUCUUCAGUAGAUGCCUCUAUUGGUAUCUUCAUUUAGUAGAAUCCCGAUUACAGUGGAUCCCGGCGUAUUCGCAGUUCAGAAGUCGCAGAUUUUUCCAUGGAACUCCAAAUUAUUAUGUUAGCUUCAGCCUCCAGAAACAACUCACCGGGAUCUAUGGUAAAUGAAGACACCAGUAGAGUUACAUUCUGCCGGGCAGACACUAACAACAACUUUAACAUUUCUGAACUAUCUCCUGUGGUGGUCAUGAGGGAUUUAUUGUAUUACAAAAUAAACGUGCCUUUUUUUGUUAACAUAUUACAACCUGUAUAAUGUCUAAAGAGCUGUACUGUGCCUUUUGUAUUUUCUCUGUUUCCCUUGAGUGCUUAGUAAAACUCUGAUACACUGUG